CCCUGGCCCAACACGUACGCAAAGAAGCUCCUGUGUCUUUCGUUAGCUCUUCCGCCGCCGCGUCUUGUUGCUAGGGUUUCGUUUGGCCUCCCAAUCGUCCGAUCGAUGGCGGCCGAGGAAGGCGAGAAGAAGAUGAUCACGCUCAAGAGCUCGGACGGUGAGGAAUUUCAGGUCGAGGAGGCGGUCGCCAUGGAGUCGCAGACCAUCCGCCACAUGAUCGAGGACGACUGCGCCGACAAUGGCAUCCCGCUUCCCAACGUCGACUCCAAGAUCCUCUCCAAGGUCAUUGAGUAUUGCAAGAAGCAUGUCCAGGCCAGCCCCAAACCGGCCAACUCUGGCGCCGCCGUCGACGCCAGCUCCUCCACCUCUACUGCAGUCGCCGCCUCCGCCGAGGACCUCAAGAGCUUUGACGCUGAGUUCAUCAAGGUCGACCAGAACACCCUCUUCGACCUCAUCCUGGCUGCAAACUACCUCAACAUCAAGGGAUUGCUCGACCUUACUUGCCAGACUGUUGCAGAUAUGAUCAAGGGGAAGACUCCGGAGGAGAUCCGUAAGACUUUCAACAUCAAGAAUGACUUCACACCCGAGGAGGAGGCUGAGAUCCGCAGGGAGAACCAGUGGGCUUUUGAGUAGAAAAAGAGUAGCACCUAGCUAGACACUGUUUCGUUGAAUUACUGCUUACUAUUUGUCUUUUUUUUAGACUUCAUAUUAUGCAAGAAGAAACCUAUCGUGGUA
Molecule: messenger RNA, 735 nt
Organism: Triticum aestivum (bread wheat)
Lineage: Eukaryota; Viridiplantae; Streptophyta; Magnoliopsida; Poales; Poaceae
Product: SKP1-like protein 1
Exons: 1
Coding region: 106-633 (175 amino acids)
Biological process (GO): ubiquitin-dependent protein catabolic process
Source: RefSeq, a predicted model, not a curated record